Molecule: messenger RNA, 1334 nt
Organism: Hevea brasiliensis (rubber tree)
Lineage: Eukaryota; Viridiplantae; Streptophyta; Magnoliopsida; Malpighiales; Euphorbiaceae
Product: peroxisome biogenesis protein 19-2
Exons: 5
Coding region: 274-1023 (249 amino acids)
Biological process (GO): protein import into peroxisome membrane
Cellular component (GO): peroxisome; peroxisomal membrane
Source: RefSeq, a predicted model, not a curated record
CCGUAAACAUGGGGUGUUUGGGUUCCAAUCUGAAUCCAAACUGAAAGAGUCAAAGACUACUCUUCACCGAGUCACAACUCAGAAUGAUUGGAUCGCUAUCCCAUGGGUUGUACCGCCACCGCCUAUUAACAUCAAAACUUCGCCGUUUGCGCUGCUAUUUGCCUUCUCUCUCACGCUCACUUCAAUUUCCUUCUUUUCUCAAUCCAAGUAUUUCCAUAAUACAUAACCUUUAUUCUUCAGAGCUCAGAAAGAGGAACAGAGACUGGUUCAAUCAUGGCUGAUCACCACCACGACGAUUUAGAUGAACUCCUUGACAGUGCCCUUGAUGAUUUCCAGGGUCUCAACCUCGCUCCUUCCUCUCAAAGAAGCGGAGGAAGGGAUGGUAAUGAGGAUAGCAAGCAAAAAGAAUCAUCUCCUUCAUUGCCAACGGGGAUUCAAGGGUUGGUUAUGGGAUUACCUGACUUGAAAAGCAAGAAAAAGGGAAAGAAAAAGGUUAAAAAGGAGUCCCAUGUUGCAGAGGCGCUUGAUCAGCUUAGGGAGCAGACUAGGGAGGCUGUUAAGGGAUUGGAGUCUGUCACAGGUCCGAAACCAGAUGAUUUUAGUAAGGAUGCAAUGAUGGAGGAUUGGGUUAAGCAGUUUGAGGAGCUUGCUGGCUCUCGGGACAUGGAAUCAAUUGUAGAGACCAUGAUGCAACAACUUUUGUCGAAGGAUAUUCUUCAUGAACCCAUGAAGGAAAUUGGAGAAAGAUAUCCAAAAUGGCUGGAAGAGCACAAAGCUGGUUUGACUGCAGAAGAAUAUGAGCGUUACUCUCAUCAAUAUGAACUCAUCAACCACCUUAAUGAAGUUUAUGAGAAUGAACCUAACAAUUUUACCAAGAUUUUUGAUCUCAUGCAGAAAAUGCAAGAAUGUGGCCAACCGCCUAAUGAUAUUGUGCAAGAGCUUGCUCCUGAUAUUGAUUUUGCUAAUCUUGGUCAAAUAUCUCCAGAGAUGCUCGAGUCCCAGUCAAAUUGUUGCAUAAUGUAAGACGACAACUCCCUCUCAUUUUCUGUCCUCAUUGAACAUUUCCCUUUGUCCCGUAGGUGCCUUUCAUUUUUCCGAAAUGGGAUUGUGAUAGAUGAAGUAGUGCACUUAAAUUAUUGUUAUUUUUAUCUUGUCAUUCCCUAAAAAUAGAAGGAAAUGCUUAGGGCCUUGGUUAUGUUGAACUUGUAAAUUGUAAUGUGAUCUGAGGAUCUCUCUGAACUUAAAUUUGUGAAGAGAGGGGCUUAUGAUUCACUAAAGGCGAAUUUCACAAUUCAAAUGGCUGUGUUUCUUUAGAACAGCCUUCUUAACCCUAA